AUGUCAGAGUAUGAGCGAGAGUUUAUUCGACUGAGUAGGUAUGCCGCUGAUUUGAUUCCUUCUGAGUUGGAUAGGUGCAAGCGCUUCAGGAAAGGCUUGCAUGAUGAGUACAGGAUGCAUUUGGUUGCUCAUCCCCACACUUCAUUGUCUUCCCUAUUGAAGGCUGCUCUAGAGCUUGAGGAGGUUCAGACUAAGCAGCAGGCCAGGAGACAGCGAGGUCAGCAGGGUCAGCAGAAGAGGUUUCAGGGAGCAGUGUCUGGUCAGACUUCUAGGGUUCAGUCAGGCAGUAUGAGACACAGAGGAGGCAUGUUGGGGUUUUGUAGGAGGUUUUCGAGGGCAUGCUUUCGAUAUGGGUCUACAGAGCAUAUGAUACGAGAUUGUCCUAUGGCUAAGAUUGAUUCAGCUCCACAGACUGGGAGGUCAACUCCCUUUGUUCUGAGAGGUAGAGGAAGAGGCCGUGGUGAUACAGUAGACUCUAGGAGUCAGAGACCAACUUUUGAGACAGUAGACAGACUUGAGUCCAGAGCUCCUGCCAGAGCUUAUGCCACCAGGACUAGGGAGGAGCAGGAUGCCCCAGAUGUCAUAGUCGGUACAUUCUCUAUCUUUGACACCCUUGUACAUGCUUUGAUUGAUCCUGGCUCUAUGCAUUCAUAUUUGUGCAUACAUGUGGGUAGACUAGGUAAUAUGCAUGCUGACAUGUUAGAGCAUAGUAUUGAGGUCACUGAUCCCUUGGGUCAUAGUGUGGUAGUUAAUCGGGUGUAUAAGGAUUUUCCAUUUGUAAUUCAUGGCUAUGUGUUUCUGGGAGAUAUGAUAGAGUUGCCUUUCCGAGAGUUUGAUGUGAUUUUGGGUAUGAAUUGGUUAUUUAGACAUGGAGUUAUAGUUGAUUGUAGACUUAAGAGGAUUACACUCCAGACUUCAUCUGGUGAGGAGAUCAUAGUUGUGGGUGAGAGAAGAUUGAUCCAGCAUGGUUGUGAGGUAUUCUUAGCGUGUAUACUUGAUCCAGAGUCAAAAUCUCCUAAUGUACGUGAUAUACCUACAGUAUGUGAUUUUUUGAAUGUAUUUCUCGAGGAGUUGCAUGGUUUACCUCUUGAGAGAGAGGUUGAGUUUGGUAUUAAGAUUAUGCUUGGUACCGCGCUGAUAUCCAUUGCCCCAUAUCGGAUGGCACCUACUGAGUUGAGAGAGUUGAAGAUUCAGAUUCAGGAGUUUUUUGAUAAGGGUUUCAUUCGUCCUAGUGUAUCUCCGUGGGGUGCUCCAGUGUUGUUUGUAAAGAAGAAGAAUGGAUCCCUGAGAUUGUGUAUUGACUACAGACAACUUAACAAAGUUACUGUGAAGAACCGAUAUCCAUUGCCUCGGAUAGAUGAUUUGUUUAAUCAGUCAAGAGGAGUUAGCGUGUUAUCGAAGAUAAAUCUGAGAUCGGGUUAUCAUCAGCUGGGGCUUAAGGAAUCAGAUGUACCUAAGACUACUUUCAGGAUAUGUUAUGGUCAUUAUGAGUUCUUGGUGAUGCCAUUUGGUUUGACUAAUGCUCCUGCAGUCUUCAUGGAUUUGAUGAACCGGAUCUUUCAUCCUUACUUAGAGUUUAUGGUUGUAUUCAUCGAUGACAUCUUGAUAUUGAGAGAGAGGAAGUUGUAUGCUAUAUUGAGUAAGUGUGAAUUUUGGUUAUCUGAGAUUGCCUUCUUAGGUCAUAAUUCUGCUGAUGGUAAUAGAGUUGAUCCGAAGAAGAUUAAGGUAGUACUUGAAUGGAAGCCAUCUAAGAAUGUUAUAGAAAUUCGUAGUUUCUUAGGAUUGGCUGGUUAUUGUAGAAGAUUUGUCAAGGGAUUUUCUCUCAUUAUGGCCCCAUUGACUAGACUACUUCGAAAGGAUGUCAGAUUCGAGUGGACUGAUGAAUGUCAGAGUAGUUUUAAGAAGCUUAAGGCAAUGCUUACUGACACUCCAUUGUUGACACAACUAGUUUCAGGUAGACCGUAUGAUGUGUAUAGUGAUGCUUCGCAUAAUGGAUUGGGUUGUGUACUUAUGCAGGAGGGUAAGGUAGUUACCUAUGCUUCUAGAUAGCUUAAGCCUCAUGAGAGGAACUACUCUACUCAUGAUUUGGAGUUAGCAGAUAUAGUCUUUGCUUUGAAGAUUUGGAGGCAUUACUUGUAUGGUGAGAAGUGUCAUCUGUAUACGGAUCAUAAGAGUCUCAAUUUGCUUACUCAAAAGGAGCUUAAUUUGAGACAGUGCAGAUGGGUAGAGCUUCUCAAGGACUACGACUUCACCAUUGAUUACCAUCCGGGUAAAGUUAAUGUGGUCGCAGGUGCACUUAGUAAAAAUUCCUUGGUUACUUUACGUGUUAUGAACACUCGAUUAUCUAUGGCUAGUAAUGGUGCACUUGUGGAAGAGCUUAUGGAUCAAAUUUGUGUGGCUAAGAUUUCAAAGUUAAGGAAGAGUAUCUUAGAGGAAGCUCAUAGUAGUCCUUAUUCUAUACAUCCUGCGGAUAAGAUGUAUCAGGAUUUGAAAUCACAAUAUUGGUUGUCGGCUAUGAAGAGGGAUAUCACAGAUUAUGUGUCGAGAGUUUGACGUGUCAACAAGUUAUGUUUGACGUGUCAACAAGUUAAAGCAGAGCAUCAGUUUCCUUCUGGUUUGCUACACCCUACUUCUAUUCCAGAGUGGAAAUGGGAUAAGGUUACUAGGAAUUUUGUGAUUGGAUUGCCUUUGACUCCUAAAAAGAAAGACACUAUAUGGGUGAUAGUUGACAGAUUAACUAAGUCAGCGCACUUUCUUCCUGUUAAGACUGACUCCACCAUGGAGUAGUAUGCACAGCUUUAUAUAGAUGAGACAGUGAGAUUGCAUGGGGUUCCCUCUUUCAUCAUUUCAGAUAGAGAUCCGAGAUUUACUUCUAGAUUUUGGAAGAAGCUACAUGAGGCCCUGGGUACUAAGUUGAAUUUCAGCCAGCUUACAGCUUUUCAUCCUCAGAUAGAUGGUAAGUCAGAAUGGGUUAUUCAGACUCUGGAGGAUAUGUUGAGAGCUUGUGUCAUUGAGUUUAAGGGUGGUUGGGAGAAGUACAUUCGACUUGUGGAAUUUGCCUAAAAUAACAGUUAUUAGUUGAACAUUCAGAUGGCUCCUUUUGAAGCACUGUAUGGUAGGAGAUGUAGGACUCCACUAUGUUGGUCAGAGUUGAGUGAGGACAAGAUGGUAGGUUUGGAUUUGAUUCGAGAUACAGAGGAUAAAGUUAGAAUUAUUAGUUAUGCAGACUUGAAGAGGAGAGAUAUAGAGUAUGUAGUGGGAGAUAAGGUUUUUCUUAAAGUAUCCCCAUGGAAGAAGGUAUUGAUAUUUGGAAGAAAGGGUAAGCUUAGUCCUAGGUUCAUUGGUCCUUACAAGAUCGUUGAGCGUGUGGGUCUGUUGGCCUAUAUACUAGCUUUACCACCAACACUGGAUAGGAUACAUAAUGUCUUCCAUGUGUCUAUGUUGAGGAAGUAUCGAUUUGACCCAUCACAUGUGAUAUCAGUUGAGUCUGUGACUAUAGAGCCGGCUUUGAGUUAUGAGGAGGAACCAAUGAGGCUACUUGCUAGAGAGAUUAAGGAACUAAGGAAUAAGAUAAUUCCUCUAGUAAAGGUCCUUUGGAGAAAUCAUAAGACCGAGGAAGCUACUUUGGAAAGUGAGAUUAUGAGACAACAACAUCCUCAGUUGUUUAUUUAA
Messenger RNA from Jatropha curcas, 3672 nucleotides. Lineage: Eukaryota; Viridiplantae; Streptophyta; Magnoliopsida; Malpighiales; Euphorbiaceae. The record is from RefSeq and is a predicted model, not a curated record.